CGAACCUCGAUCGUCUCCUUCAGCUGCGUCCGUUGUGGGAUAGCGCGUGAUAAGAAGAAUCUUCCACCUCCGAAGAUAUUCGACAUGUCUCGCGCUACUGCUGGAGGUUCUGAUGUUGCAAUGAAGCGAUAAUCCUCGAGACAAAUCAGCUACCUGUGUAUAGAGUGCAACGAUUUCAGUGAUAUCGCUCUUCGUGACGCGUGAUCACGUGUCUGCGUGUUUCAUCGGCCGUUCUGGCGCAAAUUGCACAUCACAGGACCUUUUGAAAGAAGUUAUGUGAGAUUGAAGUUCAUAAAGGCUGCAAAACAGAUUAAACCUCCACGAGGAACUGGUGCGUUGAGUCCAGCCGAAGCACAAAGGAAGAGUAAACUCGCGCGUCAAGGUCGAAGACACGUGACUGUUUGAUGACAAGCCCGCCUGGAGCGCUGACUAGUCAACAACAUUUCAAGGGAGACGGAAACAGCCGCUGAGGAAAAUGGAAACUACAGAUCCAGCCUGAGAGAUUUAUUCGAAUUUAUUACGGUAAGUAUUGAGAAGAAUACAGAAGGGAACGGGCUUAACCCCCACAUGCCACCAUGGGGACCCUCCGAACGGUUGCUCUUGUCAUCUUGAGCAUUUCAGCAUUCGUUUUUGUCGCACUUUUCGGCCGGUUGCCCGUUUUUAGGUGAGAUACCUCUCGAGUAUUGUUAGGAUCCAACUCACAACAGCCAGAAAAACUCCCAUUGCUUUUCUCUACCGAUUACUGUGGGUUUACUUUCCUAAUGGAGUAGCCUGGAUCGACUCCCGCCUAUUUGGUGGGCGGCUAGUCAGAGCAUGGAGCCGCUCCGGCAGCUACAUUCUGCAUGAGAACCAUCCUUUGGUCCUUCUAUUCUUUAUCGGCCUGCUUGCCAUAGGCGAGUGCUUCUUCCUCCCGGUGGCAUGGCCUCGGAUGUCUAGUACUCAUCACUUCUGGGUCCCUGGCAUUGUCAUCGUACCCUAUGUUCUGAUUUACAAGUGUGUGGUCACCAAAUCAUUCAUCACUCUAGAGAAUCACGCGGAAGAGAUGAAACGGUACCCAUAUGACCGCGUCCUCUUUCACCCUGGACAUCUUUGCUCGACCUGCGAUUUUCUCAAGCCUGCACGUAGUAAGCAUUGCAGUAUUUGCCAAGCAUGUGUCUCUCGACAUGACCAUCAUUGUGUAUGGCUGAUGAAUUGCAUUGGAGCCAACAAUUACAAGUACUUCUUGUUGCUUCUUCUCGCGGUGUCAAUACUAUUGAUCUACGGCACCUUGCUCGGCUACUCCCUUCUCUAUCAAACUCUGCGAGAAAUUGUUCCGCCGGACGUACAGGCUGCUAUGAAGGGUUGGUCCAUGUACCUCCACGUCUGGUCCAUCGUGAUCACCAGGGAUCCCAAAAUCGGAACGGUCACAAUGCUGAUGCUCAUGACUGCCCCGUUGGCGGUUGCUUUCCUGGUCUAUCACACGUACCUCAUUUGGGCAGGUAUGACAACCAACGAGAGCGCCAAGUGGGCUGACUGGAAGGAAGAUGUUUUGGAUGGAUUCGUUUUCAGGGCUAGACGAGGUCAGAUUCAGGGUGCCCCGCCAUAUGUGGAUCUCAGCGACCAGCCUUGGCCGGUGCAAAGUGAUCAACUAUUGGUCACAGAUGGACAACCGCCGUUGGAAGGCUACAUUCUCGAUGAUACCUCCAAUCGAGUCUCUUACCAUGGUGAUGCGAAUCGGGCCAGACCGGUCGACCCGCAGUGGGUGGGAAUUCACAAUAUAAGAGACCUUGACAACAUCUACGACAUGGGGUUUCGAAGAAAUUUGGCGGAUGCAUUUGAACUCCCAGUCCGACAGAAAGCGUGUAUAUAGCUGUUUGUCGACUCUUAUGGCAAAUGAAUGCAUACUAGU
Molecule: messenger RNA, 1888 nt
Organism: Penicillium brasilianum
Lineage: Eukaryota; Fungi; Ascomycota; Eurotiomycetes; Eurotiales; Aspergillaceae
Source: the annotation of a GenBank genome assembly